Nezara viridula (southern green stink bug) is the source of this 3092-nucleotide messenger RNA. The record is from the annotation of a GenBank genome assembly. NCBI's taxonomy places the organism in Eukaryota, Metazoa, Arthropoda, Insecta, Hemiptera, Pentatomidae.
GGAUUUUCCAAUGGCGUUGUGAGUCUUGGGCCUAAAGCAUGGAGUGGGGAUGAGAUAGACAGAGGGUGGGGGCAGCCCUAGAGGCUUCCAGUGAAGGCAGCACCCUGAAGAUGGCCGAAGGAAAAUCGACCCCCUUCCUCUCCAGGGCGAAGUUCGUCCUCAUCAACAUAACCGUGGAACCCAUGAUAUCCUUGUACAUCGUGGGGACGGUCGUGGUGACCCUCGCCGCCCAGAACCUCAGCUUGGAGAAGGCUUGCAAGGUCAACCUCCAGUUCGGCGAAAUCUGCGGCUACAUCGAACACAAGGUCCUAGCCAACUUCACCUCAGAGGAAAAUGCCGUCCAACACCUAGUCGCCUCCGUAUCGAUAUGGAAGUCGCUGCUACACUCUUCCGUUCCCGCUGUGCUGAUCUUCCUCUUCGGAUCUUGGUCGGACCGCAACUCCAAGAGGAAGCCUUGCAUGCUGAUUCCGAUCGCUGGAGACUUCUGCGCUGCCGUUGGCCUCAUCGUUUGUUCCUACUUGGACUUUUUAUCCGUUCAGGCAACAAGUGUGGUCGAAGUGAUCUUUCCUGCUUUCACUGGUGACUCUGUGACGGUCCUCAUGGCCGUGUUCUCCUACAUGGGAGACAUAACUACUCUGGAGACGAAGACAUUGAGGAUUGGGAUUGUCAAUGUUUGUAUUUCCGUAAGCAAUAAGAUCGGUAGUGCUGUUUCUGGAGUUCUUUUCAAGGCGCUGGGAUACUACGGGGUGUUCUCCAUUUCUGCUUGCAUGGUUGCCUUAAGCUUCUUCUAUGGAUAUUUUAUGGUGCCAGAAGUUUCUUCUCUUGAUGACCAUAGGAAAUCUAAGAAUGAAGUGAUAGGAUUUGUAGGCUUCCUGAAAGACUUCUUCGACUUGCAGCACAUCAAGGUCACCUUGCGCACUGCCUUCCAGGUCGGUCCCAACAACCGGAGGAAGAGGGUUGUGUUGCUGAUCUUAGUGGCAUUGCUUCUCUACGGACCUCAUUGUGGUAAAUUGUUGAGUCAAUGGCUUUCCCAGAACGGAGGCAGAUGUACCCCUAUUAGAUGUGAAGGUUGCCAUUACGUAACUUAUUAUAGCCCUUGUAUUCUCGAGGUCGAAAACCAGACCUGGGUGGGGACAACGGUCAAUCUUUGGCCAGACGAUAACGAGAUGGCGAAGCGGGAGGUUCUCUUGUCCAGGAUAUGGACCAUCUUCUCCAACAUGACGGUGGAGCCCAUGCUCUUCGCCUACAUCCUCGGCAGCGUGGUCGCCGGCUUAGCAACGCAGAACCUCAACCUCAACAAGGCCUGCAGGGUCAACCUCAACUACAGCGAUCAGGUUUGCUCGGCCCUCGAACGAAGGGAUACGGCGAAUUACACCAAAGAGGAAGAGGCGAUCCAGAAGCUUGUGGCCUCGAUGUCCAUUUGGAAGACUCUCAUACAGUCUUCCCUCCCUGCAGUCCUCAUCCUCUUCUACGGUUCUUGGUCGGAUCGAUGGGCCCGGAGAAGACCUUGUAUGAUAGUUCCUAUGGCCGGUGAGUUCUUGACACAGAUAGGACUGAUUCUGUGCACCUAUUUCUUCUACGAAGUACCGAUGGAAGUGGCCGGAUUCACUGAAGCCAUCUUCCCUGCUAUCACUGGAGGAUGGAUGACAAUGGUCAUGGCCGUCUUCUCGUACAUAGCAGACCGGACGUCCGUCGAAGACAGGACUUGGAGAGUUGCUAUCGUCAGCAGUUGUUCUUCCUUCAGCGUCCCGAUCGGUAUGGCUCUCUCGGGUAUACUCUACAAGAAGAUCGGUUAUUAUGGUGUGUUCUCACUUUCGGCUUCGCUUUCGAUUUCUUGCGUGUUCUAUUGCAUCUUCAUUCUUCCAGAAGAUAAGAUACCAACAGACAAAAAACCGGAAAAGGAACGUAAUCUGACCUGUUUUGGCUUUUUGAAAGACUUCUUCGACCCGAGCCACAUCAAGGAUACGUUCGCAUUCGUCUUCAAGAAAGGCGCCCAUAACCGGAGGAUGAGGGUCAUUCUCCUCAUGAUUGCUGUCAUCGUAAUCUUCGGGCCGAUGCAUGGUGAGCCCCGGACGAUAAGGUCGAGGCGAGGAGGGGCGGGUGGCGGAGGGGCGGUGGGGGGAGCCGCCACGGGCAGUCCACUCAGUCCUCAGCCAGGCGAUGCCAACAUGGUCGAGAGCAAGGACCGCACCUCCGUCUUCUCCGCCGUCCGCGGCUUCUACCUCAGCAUGACCGUCGAGCCCAUGCUGGCAUGGUACAUCAUCGGCAGCGUGGUGGCCAUCCUAGCCACCCAGAACCUCAACCUGGAGAAGGCCUGCCGGGUCAACCUCAAGUUCGGCGACGAGGUCUGCACGGCCCUCGAGCGGAGGGAAACCGCCAACUAUACCAAGGAAGAACAAGCAGUACAGCAAUUGGUCGCUUCGAUGGCCAUCUGGAAGACUCUCGUUCAAUCCGCCGUACCCGCUUUCCUCAUCCUCUUCUUAGGAUCCUGGUCGGAUCGGCGGGGUCGGAGGAAGCCGUGCAUGCUCUUGCCGAUCACCGGUGAGUUCAUGACUGCUAUAGGUCUCAUCCUAUGCACGUACUUCUUCUACGAGCUGCCCAUGGAAGUGGCCGGGAUAACAGAAGCUAUCUUCCCGGCUUUCACAGGAGGCUGGAUGACCAUGUUCAUGGCAGUCUUCUCUUACAUGGGAGACAUCACCUCGCUUGAAACGAGGACACUCAGAAUAGGAAUCGUAAACGUCUGUAGUUCCAUAAGCGUUCCUAUAGGAACCGCCGUCUCUGGUAUCCUGUACAAGAAAAUCGGGUAUUACGGGGUGUUCUCGCUUUCCGCGUCGAUUUACAUCCUCAGCUUCUUCUAUGGCUAUUACAAGAUUCCGGAGGAGAAGAAGCCGUCAGUUCCGAACGAGAAAAUAAGUCUGGAGGAUGAAGUGAAGCCGGGCAUCAUCGGGUUCUUUAGGGACUUUUUCGACCUCCAACACAUCAAGGAUACCAUCAGCGUGGCGUUCAAGAGCGGCGCGAACAACAGAAGGAAAAGGGUUAUGCUUCUGAUGAUCGUGGUCAUCGUAGUCUUCGGGCCCAUGCAUGGAACUUGA